Messenger RNA from Arabidopsis arenosa, 2248 nucleotides. NCBI's taxonomy places the organism in Eukaryota, Viridiplantae, Streptophyta, Magnoliopsida, Brassicales, Brassicaceae. The record is from the annotation of a GenBank genome assembly.
CUCCGACUACUUCUGUUUUCUCCGGCAAUGUCGUUGAAACUCAACACUCCUUUUCCAAUUUUCGCGCCAUCUCUAUUUCCUAAUCAUAACCCAAGAUCGCCCAGCGAGAUCCGAUUCUCCAGGUGGGGGAACGCUAAUGCAGAGCGGUUCGAGCAGCGUCGCCGGAGCCAAGAAGAGCUCGAGGCUGAGAUCCGUCGCGACCGCCGAUUCGACGCCGCUACUAAAAUCGUCCAUACACAUGAUUCCGAAGCUGCAGCUUCUGAGCCUAAGACGUCACCGUUUAGAUCAAGAGGCACUCCUUCACUUCCCUCUGCUCGUUCGAUUCCGGGUCGGAGAUCCAAAUACUCCAAACCCGAUUCAGGACCCAAUAAACCCAAGAACAAACCUAGAGUACCCGAUUCGCCGCCGCAAUUAGACGCUAAGCCAGAGGUUAAGCUAAGUGAAGAUGGAUUAUCUUACGUCAUCAAUGGAGCUCCUUUCGAAUUCAAGUACAGUUACACGGAGACGCCAAAGGUUAAGCCUUUGAAGCUUCGUGAGCCUGCUUAUGCGCCUUUUGGGCCUACGACGAUGGGAAGGCCAUGGACUGGUCGUGCUCCGCUUCCUCAGUCGCAGAAGACGCCGAGAGAAUUCGAUUCUUUUCGAUUGCCUCCGGACGGAAAGAAAGGGGUGAAACCGGUGCAGAAACCGGGUCCUUUUCGACCCGGGUUGGGUCCAAGAUAUGUUUAUACGAAGGAGGAGAUUUUAGGAGAGCCAUUGACGAAGGAAGAGAUUAGAGAGCUGGUUACUUCUUGCUUGAAGACAACAAGGCAAUUGAAUAUGGGCAGAGAUGGUUUGACGCAUAACAUGUUGAACAACAUACAUGAUCUAUGGAAGCGGCGAAGGGUUUGUAAGAUUAAAUGCAAAGGAGUUUGUACAGUUGAUAUGGAUAAUGUUUGCGAGCAAUUAGAGGAGAAAAUUGGUGGGAAGGUGAUAUACGGAAGAGGAGGUGUGCUUUUCCUAUUCCGUGGCAGAAACUAUAACCACAGGACAAGACCGCGGUUCCCUCUUAUGUUAUGGAAGCCUGUAGCACCUGUUUAUCCAAGGCUGAUUCAACAAGUGCCUGAGGGUUUAACUCUUCAGGAAGCUACUGAGAUGCGGAGGAAAGGACGAGAGCUCAUGCCCAUAUGCAAGCUAGGGAAGAAUGGUGUGUAUUGUGACCUUGUGAAAAAUGUUAAAGAAGCAUUUGAAGUUUGUGAAUUGGUUCGGAUCGAUUGUCAAGGGAUGAAAGGCAGUGAUUUUAGGAAAAUCGGUGCCAAACUCAAGGACCUUGUUCCAUGUGUGCUCAUUUCUUUUGAAAACGAGCAGAUUCUUAUCUGGAGAGGACGAGAAUGGAAAUCGUCUCUCACAAUUCCAGAUAAAAAGGAUGAUAUCCUUGAAGAUAUCGAAGUUGAUGCUGCCUUGCCGGAAGAUGAUGAACCAUCGGUAUCACCAAACCAGACUCAAACUGUGACCCAGAACCCUCCUCUGGAUUCUAUGGAAUUAGAAAAUGAUCCAGGUGGUCACGAUUUGAGCCCUUCAACUGUAGAUUUCUCGGCAAUGGAGGGCACAAGCAGUUCUUUACAGAGCCCGUCUACAAAAGAUGUAACUGAGCCAACAGCAGAUAGUUCUAUUCAAGACCACGAAGAACCUGAACACGAACCAGAAACAUCGGAAGAAAUCAGCAAACAAAGCAUAGAGAGAGUUCUGAAUCUGAUGAAACAAGCUGUGGAGAGCGGGACUGCGCUUGUGUUAGAUGCUACUGAUCUGGACGCAGACACAGUCUUUGCAAAAGCUGUCGCCUUUUCGACUGUAGCUUCCCCGGGACCAGUUUUCCAGCAUGGCUUGAGAAAACAACCAACGGUUAAGAAGCAGGAAACUCGAGAAUUCGGGUACCGAAACUUGGAGGCAAAAUCAAGUAAUGUUGUGGUUUCUGGGAAAAGAGAAGUUGCAGUGAGUGGGGAAAGAGAGGAGAAGGAGGGAUUGAAGAAGAAAAUGGACGAGUUUGCUGAAGAUUAUAGAGAAGUAAUACCACUUGGAACAUUGAAGCUAGAUGAACUAGCUAAACUACUUGCAUAAUGAGAUUAUCUGUAUGUUAUCUGUAUUUGUUGACUAGUGUAUAAUGUAGUCUAAUCAUCAUUAUCAAAAGUGUAAUUUUGAGGGGAAAAAAAAUAUGUAUCUUAGGAAUUUUUAAAUUUAAGGAAUUCAAAACAAAUAUAUAAGGUAGUUCACA